GGUUUCGGCCCUAGUGGAUCCGGGUAGGUGCGCGCAGGUGGCCUAGGAGGGUUCCAGUUUUUCAGCGUGAGGUGCCGCAGGUGUUCGGGUUAGGUCCGGGGUCGCAGGAGUUCUGUGGUUUAUAGAGGCCAGUAGCAGUAAGAGCUGACAUUGAUGGAGCCCUAAUGUGCUAGCCAGUAUGCUAAGUCAGGUGCAUUGAUCACCUUACUUAAGCCUCACAGGAGUCCUGCCAGAUUGUGGGAUUAGUGAUAUGCUUUCCUAAAGAGCACAAAAUGUUGAAGAUGUCUAGAUACUUAAUGGCUUUGACGGUGACCACCCUUGUCGGUGUGGCUGUGGGGGGGUUUGUCCUGUGGAAAGGCAUCCAGCGGCGGAGGAGCAAAGCGAGCCUCGACCCUGGGCAGCCGCGGCGGCAGCAGCAGCAAGCACCGGGCAGGAGGGAGCUGUCCCCUCCACGAGAGGACCAGCUGCACGCCGGUGCCCCCAGAGCCUCAUGGGAGGAGAGGAUCCUCGGAGCAAAGGUGGUGACUGUGUCUCAGGAGGCGGAGUGGGAUCAGAUUGAGCCCUUGCUUAGAAGUGAGUUAGAAGACUGUCCAGUGCUUGGAAUCGACUGUGAGUGGGUGAAUUCAGAAGGCAAAGCCAGUCCUCUGUCCCUCCUUCAAGUGGCCUCCCCGAGCGGCUUCUGUGUUUUGGUUCGCUUGCCAAAGCUGAUCUGUGGAGGAAAAACACUACCAAAAACAUUGUUGGACAUGUUGGUAGAUGGCACGGUUUUCAAAGUUGGGGUAGGAUGUUCAGAAGACGCCAGCAGGCUUCUGCGGGACUACGGCCUCGUGGUGAAGGGGUGCCUGGACCUCCGGUACCUAGCCGUGAGGCAGGGAAACAAUUUGCUCUGUAAUGGGCUCAGCCUGAAAUCACUUGCCGAGACGGUUUUGAACUUUCCACUUGACAAGUCCCUUCUGCUUCGUUGCAGCAACUGGGAUGCUGAGAAUCUUACUGAGGACCAGGUGAUUUAUGCUGCCAGGGAUGCCCAGAUUUCAGUGGCUCUCUUUCUCCAUCUUCUUGGAUACCCUUUCUCUAGGAAUUCAACUCUAGAUGAAAACAAUGACCACGUGGGCUGGAGAAAAGUCUUGGAAAAUUGCCAGGAUGUGGUAGACAUCCCAUUCCGAAGCAAAGGACUCAGCCGCCUGGGGGAAGAGGUUAAUGGGGAAGCAGCAGAAGCUCAGCAGAAGCCAAGAAAUAAGAAGUCUAAGAUGGAUGGAACAAUGCCAGGCAACCACCAAGGGAGAGACCCCAGAAAGCAUAAAAGAAAACCCCUGGGGGUGGGCUAUUCGGCCAGAAAAUCACCCCUCUAUGAUAACUGCUUCCUCCAUGCUCCUGAUGGACAGCCCCUGUGCACUUGUGACCGAAGGAAAGCUCAGUGGUACCUGGACAAAGGCAUUGGAGAGCUGGUGAGUGAGGAGCCUUUUGUGGUCAAGCUACAGUUUGAACCUGCAGGAAGACCCGAAUCUCCAGGAGACUAUUACUUGAUGGUUAAAGAGAACCUGUGUGUAGUCUGUGGCAAGAAAGACUCGUACAUUCGGAAGAACGUGAUUCCGCAUGAGUACCGGAAGCACUUCCCCAUUGAGAUGAAGGACCACAACUCCCACGAUGUGCUGCUGCUCUGUACCUCCUGCCACGCCAUCUCUAACUACUAUGACAACCACCUGAAGCAGCAGCUGGCCAGGGAGUUCCAGGCCCCCAUUGGCUCUGAGGAGGGUCUGCGCCUGCUGGAAGAUCCUGAGCGCCGGCAGGUACGGUCUGGGGCCAGGGCCCUGCUCAACGCGGAGAGCCUGCCUGCUCAUCGAAAGGAGGAGCUGCUGCAAGCACUCCAAGAGUUUUACAACACAGACACAGUCACGGAUGAGAUGCUUCAAGAGGCUGCCAGCCUGGAGACAAGGAUUUCCAAUGAAAACUACAUUCCUCAUGGGCUGAAGGUGGUGCAGUGCCACAGCCAGGGCGGGCUGCGCUCCCUCAUGCAGCUGGAGAGCCGCUGGCGUCAGCACUUCCUGGACUCCAUGCAGCCCAGGCACCUGCCCCAGCAGUGGUCAGUGGACCACAACCACCAGAAGCUGCUCCGGAAAUAUGGGGAAGACCUUCCUGUCAAGCUGUCGUGAUAGCCGCUCUCCUCCCAGGUUAGCACAGCUGGGAAGCUGAGCCAAAGUGGGAAAGUCACCUCUUCCCAUGUCAUUAAUUGUCAGAGCCUAGUGUCACAACUUGGAAUGCUAACCCAUGCUGAUCCCAGGAUGCUUCUGCUGGAACCAGGCUGUUGCUUCAAGGGGAGCUUAUGGUUUUGAAUUUUAGUUGGGCCGGGUGAGAAUUCUUUUUGCCUCUCUCUUAUUUUAUUUUUGUGGACAAAAGGGCCUUGGCCUUUAUUUUACUUUCCUUCUUUUGCUUUCCCUGUGCAGACAGCAAAUGAAGGAUUCUCCCCUGAAGUGACUUAUCAAGACGCUCAGGUUUUUAAUACAUUUUUUCCCCGCCCAGUAUGUUGGUUUUUCUCAAACAGGGGCAGUCAAGUAUUUUAAUCCCAUUGGGUUAGGAUGGGAGAAAACAUUCUUGCAGAGGUUGGAGAGGUGAACAAGGAGUCAGAUUCAUUUUCCCAGUUCAAGCUCAUAAUUAUAAAUUCCUUGGCUUCAAGCUCUCCCACAGCUCACCUGGUUGAGAUCCAUCCCAUCUAGGUCACUUCAGUUUAUUUCCGUACUUGAGAAUGCUCCCCUUUACACAUCCAGGACCAAAGCAGCGACUUCCUGCCAUAUGCUUCCACCCUAACACUGGAGGAAACCCUUUUUUGGAAAUAGGUCUUCUAACUGGGUGGGGCAGAGAGAAGUACAAGCACCAUCUCUCAAGAGAACUUUGAUAUUUGCUCUGCUUUCCCUUUCAUGCUGUUUGUUGUCUGUCUGUUGCAAUCCUCUUGUCCAGAAGUGCGAGGUUUUUAGCUGAAUCCCUUUCUGAGAGGAAGAUUCUUUUCUUUCAGAAUCAGUGUCGGGUCCCUUCCGUGUUCUGUGUUCCUUCAGAUUUGUAAUACUGACCUCUUUUUAACACUUAAUUCUCUCUCGGAGUCCUUUGGUCAGGUUGUAUUGUGAGGAUUUCUCCACCUGCUUUCAUGCCUGGGACUCCGAGAUUAAUUCAUAUAUUUAGAUGUUCAAAACGGUGGUGUUUCAUUUCUUUAUGUGAAGCCACCACUUUGAGCAUGAAGUCAAGUUACUAGUAUUUUUUCUAAAGUAUGAGGAGAGCUUUUUUACUUUACAAGAUCGUGACAAACUUUAAUAAUAAUUUUAUGGCCAGAAUCCAACAGGAGCUGUUUUGAAAUUGUGCCCAAGUUGGUGAUGGUUGCUCUAACACUGAUAAAUAAAACUUCUUCUAAGCACAAAGCUCACUGAUGGUAAAUGUAAAAGUUUUUUCUUCACAGCUUUAUAAAAUCGGUAAAUAUUCUUGGGGGAGGAGAUAUCCAUUCCUCAGGUCCCUGCUGUGCGGCAGUGGCAUGACGUGCACACAGAUACACCACGCGCGGCGUGCGCACUGACGUACCAUGCGCGGUGUGCGCACUGACGUACCACGCACGGCGUGCACAUGGACGUACCACGCGCGGCGCAGCUUCAGGCUAUCAACCAGUGGCCCGGAAACGAAUGUACAUUUUGUGCUUCCGCCCCUUCAUUCCCUCUUGUCCUCAAACAGGCAUUCCUGGGCACUAAACUAGAGAUCCUUGAAAAUGAAUAGUACCAGCCACCCUGGGGACCGUCUGUUCAGAGGGGUAGGUUAUUGUGGGGCAUGUGCGUCAGUGGCUGGACCCCAUGCUCCGGAGUCCAGGGGUGAACCCUGGAGACUGAUGGGUGGUUGUUAGAGUAGUCAGACUUGCCACAAGGUGGCACUCACAGAUUUUGUGUUAUAUUCAUUAUUGAGAACUAGGGCUUUUUAUAUAUGGUUCCUGAACAUAACUGAUGACUUCUAUUUCCAAAUCUGUAUAGCUGAUUUGGGGUCAUUAUUGGAUAGGGUUACAAGAAAAACUUCCUCUGAAAUGGAGUAGGGUGCUUUCAUUCUCUUUCCCUGUGAUCCUCAUGCUAAGAGGGGAGAAACACAUACGAGGUUAUUUAGACAUACGAGGUUAUUUAGGUGCAGUGGUUGCUGUGGGAAGAAGCAAUAGAUUCUCCAGCAGUUUCCUGCAAAGCCCAGUAACAGAGCCAGCAGCCACCGUAGAGAAAGAAGCUAGACUGGCACAUGAGAUUCCUCACCCUCCUCGGAAGUUACUGUGUAGAUUUGACUCUGUUCUCUGAGUCAGCGUUUAGCACCCUUUCCUGAAGACUGACAAUGGUCAAAUGGACAAAAUACCUCAAAUGAGAUAUUUUAGGGCAGGCAUAUUAUAAAAGAAAUAUUUAUUGUUUUUUGCUGAUAGAAAAAUAGUGUAUGUUCAUUAGAAAUGAGUCUAAAGAAGGAAUAAAAAUCAUCCAUCUUCCCUCCGUCUAGAAAAGAGCUAACCUCCAUGAAUUUCCUUUCACUAUUUAAAAAUGCAUAAAAUACAAACAAAAAUUCAGAGUCGUGUGUGUACAUACACACACACACACACACACACACACACACAGCUUGGCAUCCUAUUUUUUCCCCCUCACAUAACAUGGUAGCACAAGUAAUUAAUUUCCUGUGCCCCUAAUCUUUGAAAGUAGAUUUCUAGUGGCUCUACCAUACUUUAGUUGUCCAUUCCCCCGUUGUUGAAAAUUUUGGUUGUUUCGGGUCCUUUGUUAAUGUCGGUGAUGCUGUGAUGAACUGUCCUUUGUAUAAAUCUUUGACUAUAUCUUUGAAAAUUUACUUAGGAUAGAAUCCUAGAGAUUGGAUGGGGCGGAGUGGGCUCACAUUGCUGGAGUGGGUACCAACUGUUAUCACCUUUGAGGAGCAUAUAUCAAGGGAUCGCUUCUCUCUAAUCCUGUAGCUCGUGUCCCAGUGCAUUUGCUGAGCCUGCAUGUGAGUGGUAGUGAGAGAACAGGGUCAUGGUGAGGGCUUCUCUGAAUGUGCCCUGAUCUAGACUCAGAGUCUUCUCUCUGCUUCCCCUUUGUGUCCCAUCCUUUAUUGACUCAUUUCCCCUUGAAGUCCAUGUUUUUUGGAAACACUGUUUAUUUUAGAAUAAAAACAUAAAAGUUACAGGCAGAUCUUUUUUGUGUGUACGAUGCACAAGCAAUCAGUGAUUUGCUAUCCUAAAGUGAACAAGGUACAAUAUUCAGGGAUUUGUUGCUUUUUAAGAGUGCAGCCAUAAGUUACUUAUUCUUAUCCAUGUCACGGAUGGAGAUCAGAUGACAAAAUGUGUUCUGUUGAAAUAAAGCCAUUUUAAUCCCUCAUUUUAGACUCUUAGAAACCCGGCAGGCAGAAAGAGCUUUUGUUCAGCUUCCUUUUCUACCUGUUAGUGUGGGGCCCUAACAUUUGAUUAUAAAUUCUUAGUUUACCUUACCUGUCUGAGUUUUUCAUUCAUUCGUUUAUCCUUUUUCCUUUUGUCCCCUUUCAUCAUGUCUCAUCAUCAUGAGAGGUAUCACCUUUUAAAGAAGACAGUUUCUUGGUUUGCUAGUUUACUAAUUAUUACAUUUUUUUUCAGUUUAAUUUAUUAUUAACAUAUAAUGUAUUAUUUGUUUCAGGGGUACAGGUCUGUGAUUUGUCAGUCUUACACAGUACACAGCGCUCACCCCAAUGUCCAUCACCCAGCCAUCCCAUCCCUCCCAUCGCCCUCCACUCCAGCAACCUUCAGUUUGUUUCCUGAGAUUAAGAGUCUCUUAUGGUUUGUCUCCCUCUCUGGUUUCG
This is a messenger RNA of Ailuropoda melanoleuca (giant panda), 5811 nucleotides long. It is a transcript of the gene EXD2, whose product is annotated as exonuclease 3'-5' domain containing 2. Gene Ontology annotation, biological process: nucleobase-containing compound metabolic process. The transcript has 10 exons. Lineage: Eukaryota; Metazoa; Chordata; Mammalia; Carnivora; Ursidae. Bases 273 to 2150 code for a protein of 625 amino acids. Gene Ontology annotation, cellular component: nucleus; cytoplasm. Gene Ontology annotation, molecular function: 3'-5' exonuclease activity; nucleic acid binding. The record is from RefSeq and is a predicted model, not a curated record.